Molecule: messenger RNA, 4564 nt
Organism: Amblyraja radiata (thorny skate)
Lineage: Eukaryota; Metazoa; Chordata; Chondrichthyes; Rajiformes; Rajidae
Gene: orai2
Product: ORAI calcium release-activated calcium modulator 2
Exons: 2
Coding region: 69-836 (255 amino acids)
Biological process (GO): store-operated calcium entry
Cellular component (GO): membrane
Molecular function (GO): store-operated calcium channel activity
Source: RefSeq, a predicted model, not a curated record
GAUUACAUCAAGGCGCGUCCCCGAAGCGCGCAGGUCGGCGGCGAGACGAGGUCCCAUCCGGCGUUGCUAUGAGCUCCGAGCGGUCAGCGACGGCCGGCUCUCCCGCUCCUCUCUGCUCGGAGCCCGCUGGGGCCGACUACCGAGACUGGGUGAGGCGAAGCUACCUGGAGCUGGUGUCCUCCAACCAUCACUCGGUGCAGGCGCUGUCCUGGAGGAAGCUCUACCUCAGCCGCGCCAAGCUGAAGGCGUCGAGCCGGACCUCGGCGCUGCUCUCCGGCUUCGCCAUGGUCGCCAUGGUUGAGGUUCAGUUGGAGAUGGACUACAACUAUCCCAAGUUACUGCUGAUUGCCUUCAGUGCCUGCACAACAGUGUUAGUCGCUGUCCACCUCUUCGCUCUCUUGAUCAGCACUUGCAUUCUCCCUAAUGUUGAGGCAGUCAGCAACAUACACAAUCUCAACUCUGUCAACGAGUCACCCCAUGAGCGCAUGCAUUACUACAUCGAGCUGGCCUGGGGCUUCUCAACGGCUCUCGGCAUCAUCCUCUUCCUUUUGGAGGUGGUUCUGCUUUGUUGGAUUAAGUUCCUCCCAAUUGACCGUAAUUGGAAGAAGCACAAGUCUGUUCCAGCCCAGCCUGGAGAAGGACACACUGGACGGGAUGCAGCCUUGACAUCUACUAUUAUCAUGGCACCAGUGGGCCUUAUUUUUGUGAUAUUUGCUGUACAUUUCUACCGAUCGCUGGUUGGGCACAAAACGGAGCGUCACAAUCAGGAGAUUGAAGAGUUGCACAAGCUGAAGGUACAGCUGGAUGGUCAUGACCGAUCCCUGCAAAUGGUUUGAAAAUAUAUCGAGAAGGAAAAUAAAUUAAUUAGUCUGAAACCAUGAGAUUCUGAGCUUCUGCAGUCCACUCGAUAUCUACUGCAAGUAUCAAAUGGGCUAUCCUGUUAUUUUCAGGAAUUCAAGUUUACAAAUAUGGCUUUUAAGUGGCUUUAUGGUUACAAUAUUUUCUGCCUUGUCUUAAAAGAAAACUUUUUCUCUUUGUUAAGGAAUCCAGGUGUAGGCUGAAAUUGGAAGCAUGUACUAUAAUGGUUCAGAUUGCACUGAUACCAGGCCUGCCAUCAGCAAAUUGUCGCUUAAACAGAGACAGUUUCUCAUGGGGCUAAAAUUAUCAGAGGUACCAACUUAGAAUAAACUGGACAACCGGUACAAUGUUUAUCUUGUCAUCAGUGGUGAUAGAGUCUGUAACCAUCUGUCAGGUAACUUGCUAAGUAGUACAAAGAGUGAUGGAUUGAUCAGAUCAAUAUUGAAAAACUGUAAUUGAACAGAAGAGGUGAGGUAAGAGAGUGUAAUUGCUGAGUUUCAACAGGAUUGAUGUUCGGCAUGGUUCUGGAAGGUCACAGUUUACAGUCGAUCCCUCCAUUCACAAUCGUAAUUGACCAAAAUUAUUAAGUAGCUACCAAAGUCAAACCUGUUUUUUCUUCAUCCCAGAUCCAAAUUGUAGUUAACCUGGCACACCUUUAAUAUAACAGUACAAUAGACAUCAUAACUUGAAUCCACCAGGAACCCAGUGAUGUAGGGCUUGACCAGUGAUGCAGGGCUUGACCAGUGAUGCUCCAAUCUGUAAUGUCACAGACUGACACCCCUGUACAAGCACCACCACAUGAUUCAUGGUGAGCAAUUUAAAAUUCCGAUCUUUGUUGCUCUAUUUAAUCUAAUCCCCUACAUCCUGGUGUGUGGUUUUGUCCAAUUUAUAUUGACCUUUGUGGACUGUUUCACAGAUAUUGAGUAAAACAAGUGUUUACCCUCGUCAUUGUGUGUGAGCUUCACAAACAUGAGAGGAAGAGAUUUUUUUAAUCUAACUUUAAAACCAUGCCAUUUUGCUGUCCGAAUACCAUGCUUUAUUUAUCAUGUCCUCAACUUCUGCUCUGUGGAGUUUGGCCUUUCUUCUUCUGUUACAGUUUCAGUACUUUGAUUACUGAAUCUUAUUAACAGAGCAAUCAUUUGUUGCAUGUUAAUUUAGCUGUUACAUGUUUGGGGGGGCCUUAAAAUAUCAACUGUAAAGAUUAAAAUUUCUUGUAUGGGAUCUGGAGAAAACAAGUGAUCAUAACUGAGCCAAUACUAAUUAUGAAAUGCAAAACAGAAUUUUGGAUUCUAUUUUUAUUACCCAUUGAAGGUAGUAGCAGUGAAUGGUUGAGGACUGGUUGCUUUUUGUACCUAAUUAUGUUCUUUGUUGUGUUUGGGGGAAUUCUGCAUUUAAAAUGUUUAAUUCCUGGUACAUUUCUUUUUGGUGAUAGGAAUGAAGUACCUCCUAUGUUACAUUUAGAUAUUAAUAGGCAAGGUGGAGACCUUGCCAUCACAACCACAGUUCCCAGAUGGUGAAGGCACAAGCAAUUUACUGCUGAGUGCACUCAUUGGUUUACAGAAUUUAUAAAUACAAAUUUGGAAAGCUACCAAUUUAGCCAAAGUUACAUCUGCCACAGGAAAUGUUCAAGAUUACAGAGAAAACACUGCAAAGGCAUUCUUAAAGUCGUCUGGAAGAAGUGUAACAUCCGCGGUGACUCUUUAUAAUCCUGGACCAUUACUGCUCAAAAUGGAGGAGGGAGAAUUGGAAAAACGGUGAUUACCUCUAGACUGUUUGACAAAAGAAUGUGAGGAUCACACAUUAAAAACAGAAAAAAACAGCCUAAACAUCCUUCUAUCUAUCCUGUCAAUAUUGUCUGUUCCACGUGGCAGAGUUUACAGAUCCCACAUAAGACUUUUCAGCCCUGUAAGGAGAAAGUCGUCCUUGAGGGAAGAAGAUUGCACACUCCAAUUACCAGAGCAGUUGAUGCAUGUUUUGACUUGAGUGUAAUUGUGGCCUUGUUACUGAAACCAGUGACCUACAGUUGCUUCAUUCUACAAUGAUAGGUGUUUCAUUAAACACAUUAUUGUUCAAUUGUACCUUGAAUCAGGCAAUGUGUAGUCUUAAGCUUUCCCAUGUAUGGUAUAUACCACGCACUGUGCUUUACAGGGCCCUCCAUAAUGUUUGAGACAAAGAUCCAUCAUUUAUUUAUUUGCCUCUGUUCUCCAGAAUUUAAGAUUUGUAAUUAAAAAAAUCACGUGUUUAAAGUGCACAUUGUCAGAUAAAGGCCAUUUUAAUACAUGUCAUGUAAAUGAAAGUAGUUAUGUUAGUAUUUUGUUGCAUAUCCUUUGCAUGCAAUGGCUGCUUGAAGUCUGUGAUUCAUGGACAUCACCAGUUGCUGGAUGUCUUCUCUGCUGAUGCUCUACCAGGCCUGUAUUGCAGCCAUCUUUAGCUUAUGCUUGUUUUGUGGGCUAGUCCGCUUCAGUUUUCUCUUCAGCAUAUAAAAGGCAUGCUUAAUUGGGUUCCGAUCAGGUGAUUGAUUUGGCCACUGAUCUUUGAAACACCCUCACCACCAUGAGGUGGUAUGCUUUGGAUCUUGGGCAGUUCCUUCUCUCCUCCAUACUUUGCUCUUGCCAUCACUCUGAUAUAAGUUAACCUUCAUCUCAUCUGUCCACAAGACCUUUUUUUCAGAACUGUGAUUGCUCUUUUAAGUACUUCUUGGCAAACUGUAACCUGGCCAUCCUAUUUUUGCGGCCAACCAGUGGUUUGCAUCUUGCAGUGUAGCCUCUGUAUUUCUGUUCAUGAAGUCUUCUGCGGACAGUGGUCAUUGACAAAUCCACACCUGACUCCUGAAGAGUGUUUCUGAAGAGUGUUCCAAACAGUUGACUUUGGUAAGCCUAAGAUUUGGCUGAUGUCUCUAACAGUUUUAUUAUUGUUUCUCAGUCUCAUAAUGGCGUCUUUGAAUUUCAUUGGCACAACUUUGGUCCUCAUGUUGAUAAACAGCAAUAAAAGUUUCCAAAGGUGAUGGAAAGACUGGAGGAAAGACUAGGUGCUGAGAGCUCUCUUAUACUUGCAUUAAGGAGGCAAUUAAACACACCUGUGCAAUUACAAACACCCGUGAAGCCAUGUGUCCCAAACAUUAUGGUGCCCUGAAAUGUGGGGGACUAUGUAUAAACACAGCUGUAAUUUCUACAUGGUGAAACCAAAAUGUAUAAAAAUGGCCUUUAUUAAAAUCUGACAAUGUGCACUUUAACCACGUGUGAUUUUUUUCUAUUACAAAUCUCAAAUUGUGGAGUACAUAGUUAAAUAAAUAAAUAAUGGGUCUUUGUCCCAAACAUUGUGGAGGGCACUGUAUAUUUGAACAAAUAAUUGUCUUAAACUUUGAGUUUGUAAACUUUUGUGGCAGUAGUGGCACCAGUAGCUCUUCCCAGUGUGGCAUUUACAAACAUAAAGUUACAAUAAUUUGUAAGUGAGGCAACAAUUGCUAUAUUGUUAUUUUUAAUUUUAUAAAACACAGCCCUGGGCUAUUCAGAUGUUGUUUUUUCUUAAAAUGUAAAUCUUUACUGGUACUUUGACCAGUAUUUACUGUUUGCAAAUCCUGUACAUACAUUGUGGCAUCAUUUAACCACCUAUUAGUUUGUUGGGUGCCUGUUGACGCAAUGGAAAAUGCAUUUGAAAUAAAGUGUUGCCAAACAUAUUUUGUAACAGCAGAGGCUUGAUAACUUUA